This is a messenger RNA of Pieris macdunnoughi, 519 nucleotides long. The record is from the annotation of a GenBank genome assembly. Lineage: Eukaryota; Metazoa; Arthropoda; Insecta; Lepidoptera; Pieridae.
AUGUCUGCGAAAAGGCGGCCACCUGUUUUGCUCAAGCCUAAUCGCGCUAGUAGAAUUAUUGCUUUAGUGCCGAAUGAAUAUGCACCUUCCGAUGCUAGCGAAAUAUCAGAUUCUGAAACUGAAUUGCAUGAUGCACAUACAUCCGACGAUGAAGAAUUACACUCCGAAGAUGCUGAUAUUAUACCAGAUUCUAUCGUGCGUGAAAUUGGCGAAUGUUUUUAUGAAAAUGUUCCAUCCCUAUCUGCUAUUCCUUCAUUGCCUGCAACGCCUAUAACACCAAUAGGUUCUUCAUUAGCACCCCGAAAAACAAGAUCUAGGAAACCACCCACAGUCAAAGCUAAAAGACCAAAAAAAAACAAAAAAAUUCAGCUGACUUACAAUUGGAGAGUAGCUCAAUUCCGUCACCAAGCGACAAUAGAAGAGGGUGAGGAGGAUGAUUACAUAGACCUGCCAGAAGAUGAUUCACCUUUGAGUUCCUUUCACCUUUUUUUUCUCAAGAUAUUUUUACUAGUAUCGUAG